This is a messenger RNA of Fraxinus pennsylvanica, 333 nucleotides long. Lineage: Eukaryota; Viridiplantae; Streptophyta; Magnoliopsida; Lamiales; Oleaceae. The record is from the annotation of a GenBank genome assembly.
AUGGCUCAAAAAACGUUGGACAACGAGCUGCCACCGUUAGUGGGGACUCCGCCGGUGGUGGUGGUGGUGGAGCGACGGCACUCCACACAUAGCUCACUAGAAACUCUGGUGGUGGUUUUAGCAGUCAUUACAAUCAUAGGAGUUAUUGCCGGAAUCAUUGCGCGGCUCUGUGGUGGAAGGCAUUUCGGUGGCUCGGGGGAAAAUGACAUCGAGGGCUGGAUAGAAAGGAAGUGCAGAAGCUGCAUUGACGCUGGCGUUCCGGCAGCUGCACCGCCACCGAAGGAAGAAGAACCGAAGCCAGCACCGCCGCCAAAGGAAGAAGACAAGAAGUGA